Molecule: messenger RNA, 4932 nt
Organism: Rana temporaria (common frog)
Lineage: Eukaryota; Metazoa; Chordata; Amphibia; Anura; Ranidae
Product: PR domain zinc finger protein 4-like
Biological process (GO): cell fate commitment; regulation of transcription by RNA polymerase II
Cellular component (GO): nucleus; cytoplasm
Molecular function (GO): RNA polymerase II cis-regulatory region sequence-specific DNA binding; DNA-binding transcription factor activity, RNA polymerase II-specific; histone deacetylase binding
Source: RefSeq, a predicted model, not a curated record
AGGGGUGUGAGUAGUUGGUGGUAUGGCGCCCUAUCUUCCGUCUGCGCUGCCUGUUGGGCUUUAGAAUAGCAGCGUGGUCUUCAGACGGCGUGGAACUACAAAUACCAGCAUGCCUUGCUGUCCUUGGUGGAGGAGACUCGCGUUUAAACACAAAACUUUACCAAAAAUACAUGUACAUGCAUUUUUGAUCCACUUCUGCUGAAGUCUAUAGAGCCAAAAAUGAUCUCCCCUGCGUCAGGCUUCUCCUUUCCAUGAGAUCAUCCCCCUGUAGUCCUGCAUUGUAAGCAACCCGAGAGCCUUUCCACAACCUGGAGCAUCAAGGGAAAAGGAGACUGCUGGCUGCUGGGGGAACUUGGGGGGAGGAAAUUAAACUUCCAUGGAGAAUUUAUCAUCCCGUGUUAUCAGUUCACCUUGCAGCCACCCUACCUUGACCGCCUUCUCUCCAUCCCAGAAAAUGGAGGCUGCUCAUGACUGGCGGAGUGUGUCUCUCUAUUCUGAAGCAAGCUUUAUACGACAAUGAAAUUGGCAGCAGACACAAAGUGAAACCGGUGCCUCAUAAUGAAUGAGUUGAAUCUGAGUGCUGUGGGCAUGGACCAGCUUACCGCCUCCUCUGUUGCCAAUUCUCUGCCUGUCUCAGGAAACCACCUUGGACUCUCAGCUUUCCCGCCACACAAUGCUCUUACCACAUCAUGUCUGCCGGUGGCCAUUCCCAACAUUGGUCCAUCUUUGAGCUCCCUUCCUUCUGCCCUUUCUGUCAUGCUUCCUAUGGGCAUCGGAGAGAGAGGCGUAAUGUGUGGCCUCCAGGAGAGAAAUUACACCUUGCCACCCCCGCCAUAUCCACAUCUUGAAAGUAGCUACUUCCGCCACAUACUGCCUGGAAUCUUGUCAUAUUUAGGAGACCGCCCUCCUCCUCAAUACAUACACCCAAGCUCUUUAACUGUUGAUGGUAAUGGAGGCCUUACGGUAUCCAACAACUCUACAUCCCUAGAUCCAUAUCAGUCCGGUGGCUCUGUCGGGCUGGAGACAGGAAUGGUGUCUCUGGACAGGACAGUGGGUGGACAUUCCAGCCAGAGCUUACACCCCAGUGAUGGGCACGAGGUGGUGCUGGAUGCUGGGAUCAGUAUGGACAACGUGUCCCGGGUGAAUAGUCCCAUCACUACUGAACGGAUAGAGGAACUGACCAUCGAAAGUGUGACCGGAGAGCACUCGCAGAUCUCCAGUGUGUCACGCUCCCACGAGUCUCCCACUGUUGAGGCCAACCUACCUCUGGACGCUGUGGGCCAUGCUGGGGUCCUGCCAUUACACAGCGGAUCACUGGAGCUUCCCGUGGUCAUGGAGAGCGAGCACCAUAUGGGGGCUCGGUCCAGAAUGACGGAAAACUCACUCAGCGAUGCUAUCCACACUGUGGCCUUGAACAGUAACCCUGUCAGCGUGGCGCUUUCUACCUUGCAUCCGCUCUCCUCUUUAACCUCAGUUUCACUACAAGGGGGGGCCAUGAGCUUGGAGCCAGUCACUGUGUCUUCCAUCACACAUGAAGUAUCACUGGCAGGCGGGCAUGUCGAUGCUGGCAAUCUGACUUUCGUCCCGUCGUCCUUGCAGAUCGACUCAAACUCCAACAAGGAAAACGUGGCCACUCUUUUUACAAUUUGGUGUACACUGUGUAACCGGGCAUAUCCCUCAGACUGCCCAGAUCAUGGACCAAUCACCUUUAUCCCCGACAGCCCCAUUGAGAGCCGGGCUCGCCUGUCCCUUCCCAAGCAACUGUUCCUGAGGCAGUCGGUGACGGGGGCAGAAAUAGGAGUGUGGACCCAGGAAAAUAUUCCAGUCAGAACUUGCUUUGGCCCCUUAAUAGGACAAGAGAGUCAGUCCUUGGAGGUUGCAGAAUGGACUGACAAAUCUGCCAAUCACAUCUGGAAGAUGUAUAACAACCAUGUGAUGGAGUUCUGCAUCAUAACGACAGACGAGAAUGAAUGUAACUGGAUGAUGUUUGUCCGGAAGGCAAGGAACCCAAAGGAGCAGAAUAUGGUGGCUUACCCUCAUAACGGAAAGGAUAUCCCCGCCCAGGAGGAAUUGCUCUUCUAUUACAGCCGGGACUACUCUCAGCAGCUGGGUUUGCCUGAGCAGCCAGAGGUGCUGCUGUGUCACUGUGGGAAGGAGUGCUUCUCAUACGCAGAAUUUAAGGCUCACCUGAACAGUCAUGUGAACAGUCACCUCACCAGUGAGACCCUGAGCAGUGAGGACACCAGCCAAGCAUUGACCCCUAGCAAAGAACGCAAGUGGAAGUGCUCAGUGUGCCCGCGAUUCUUUUCUUCAUCCUCCAAGCUCAAUGUACACUACAUGGGGCACAUGGGCAUGAAACCCCACAAAUGUGAGUUCUGCAGCAAAGCCUUCAGUGACCCAAGCAAUUUGCGCACUCAUCUCCGUAUACACACAGGACAGAAGAAUCAUCGCUGCAAUCUUUGUGACAAAUUGUUUACGCAGAAAGCUCACUUGGCCUCACACAUGGUGACCCACACGGGUGAGAAGAACCUGAAGUGUGACUUCUGUGAGAAGAUGUUUAUGAGGAGGCAGGACCUCAAACAGCAUGUGCUCAUUCACACCUGCAAAGCUGGUAAAGACAACUCUGGGUCCACCACCGAGAACAGAAGAUCAUCUGCAAAUGCAGCCACUUUAUAUUCCUCUCCUUUACUCCGAAACCCUCUUAUAUCCGUGUUUGAUCUAAUUGUUCUCAGAAGUGGCUCCAGUGUUAGGACAAAGAUUAUUGGGGACAGUGGACACCCUUGUCUUGUUCCGUUUUUAAUUGGGAAGGGAUCAGAUAGUACCUCGUUAACCUUCACCCUUGCCGACGGGCAAGAAGAAAACUCUAAUAUGUCAGAGAAAAGACAAAAGUUGAGUGGUCAUGCCUACCGCCAAAAUGCAAAGGAGAAAGCUGAGCGUAUCAAAGAAGAGCUCAAGCACAUGCCAAAGAUACAACGUUUUUUCUCUAACAGAGGCACUGCUGGAGGUUCUGUACCUGUGGAGACUGAACAGGUGGCAGAAGGGCAGCAAUACAUACAAGACAAUACCACUGAGCCUGUUGCAACUUCUGCAAUAAUUAAUGCUAAUGAAGAAGCCAAUAUUGAUUUGGAAUUUUCUUCUGAUCCUGUGGAUUGGGAUAGGGAUAGUGAAAAGCUGAAGGACUAUUUAGCUAUAAAUGGCAUCACUCAGAAUAAAAAUGCUGACUUUUCCUUAUCGGCUCGCAAAUAUUCUGAUCGGACCCGGUCAUUCUCCAAUUUCUUUUUUAAACGUAAACUGCUGAAUGGAGAACUGCGUGAGAGAACCUGGCUGGUAUACUCUGAAAAAGCAAAAGCUGUUUUUUGUGCCCCUUGUCUUCUUUUGGGUAGUUCAUCUGCUAAAUGUCAGUUGGCUCAAGAAGGAUUUAGUGAUUGGAAGAAUGCUUCUGUUCGCCUAAGAGAACACGAAGACUCUGAGCAACAUAAAACAUGUUUUAUGAGUAUAAACAACAGGAACACUGCAAGUGGCAAAAUGGAUAACAUGCUGGUUUUGCAACAAAACAAUGAAAGAGAGUACUGGAGAAAUGUCCUCAGGCGUGUUGUUGCGAUUGUGAAGGCUUUAUCUUCUCGUGGAUUGGCAUUUAGAGGCACAGAUGUAAGUUUUGGCUCUCAAACAAAUGGUAACUAUCUAAUGUUACUUGAACUCAUUGCUGAGUUUGAUCCCUUCAUGAAAGAGCACAUUAAGCGCUAUGGCAAUGCUGGCUCUGGCACAGCAUCCUAUCUGUCCAAAACUGUUUGCUAUGAAUUCAUUGAAAUAUUGUGGGAAGUCUUAACUUCUCAUUUAAAUGCCAAGUCCACGGUUAAAAAUCUGUCCGUCACAAGAUGGUCAGCACGCAGUGAUGCAUGUCGUACUCUGAGGAAAUCAUGGACAGAAAUUAUUGAAGCCCUGGAAGCAAUAGAGGAUGAUGACUCUCAAAGGCCAGUGACAAGAAGUGAGGCUGCAGCACUUCUAAAAAGUCUGAAUUGUCUGGAGACCGCCUUCAUGACAGCUCACCUGAACAGUCAUGUGAACCUCACCAGUGAGACCCUGAGCAGUGAGGACACCAGCCAAGCAUUGACCCCUAGCAAAGAACGCAAGUGGAAGUGCUCAGUGUGCCCGCGAUCCUUUUCUUCAUCCUCCAAGCUCAAUGUACACUACAUGGGGCACAUGGGCAUGAAACCCCACAAAUGUGAGUUCUGCAGCAAAGCCUUCAGUGACCCAAGCAAUUUGCGCACUCAUCUCCGUAUACACACAGGACAGAAGAAUCAUCGCUGCAAUCUUUGUGACAAAUUGUUUACGCAGAAAGCUCACUUGGCCUCACACAUGGUGACCCACAUGGGUGAGAAGAACCUGAAGUGUGACUUCUGUGAGAAGAUGUUUAUGAGGAGGCAGGACCUCAAACAGCAUGUGCUCAUUCACACCUGUGACCGCCAGAUAAAGUGCCCAAAAUGCGACAAGCAGUUCUGCAGGACCAACCGCCUGAAGAAACACCUGAAUUCCCAUGAAGGGAAGAGGGACUAUGUAUGCGAGAAGUGCUCCAAGGCCUUUCUCACCAAAUACCACCUCACACGACAUCUGAAGAUCUGUAAAGGCCCCACCACAGCACCACUUACUGAUGUGGACGAGGAAGAAGAUGACUCUGAGGAUGAGAAGUUACUAAGCUCAGACUGUAAUGUAUUUAAUACCGAUGGGAAUCUCUCUCAUACGUGACAUGAGUGGUGUGGACGCUAUUUAUUUUAUUUAUUGUGCGCGUCCAUCUUAUCGGACUGAGUUCUCAGUGCACGAUUGGAAGAAAAACAUUUUUUAUGCUGGCUCCGGGCUGUAUAGAAGGGGCCUUAAUGUUGAUUUGUGUACAUAAAUGAAGUAUCCAUAUAUAAAAAAAGGAAAUUGUGAAAGUUC